This is a messenger RNA of Plasmodium inui San Antonio 1, 1275 nucleotides long. RefSeq lists its product as hypothetical. Gene Ontology annotation, molecular function: calcium ion binding. Lineage: Eukaryota; Apicomplexa; Aconoidasida; Haemosporida; Plasmodiidae. The record is from RefSeq and is a predicted model, not a curated record. The coding region runs from base 1 to 1275 and encodes 424 amino acids. The transcript has a single exon.
AUGAAGCUCUUGCAUUUCCCUUGGGCGCGACACGAUGCCCUCCUGUCACACGCCCUCGUGCUGGCGUCCCUCGUGGCUGCCUUUUUUUUAACCGAAAAUUUCGUAAAACGAAAAAAUAGCCUCUUCUCGGUAGAAUUGUCUAGCAAGAAGGUAUGUGACUUUCUGCACAAAAAUUUCAACAAAGUGGAGACUCUGUACAUAUGUGGCGGUUCUCUCGCGCACAAGGAUUUUUUUCAUAAUGACUGGAGGAGUGUGCGCGAGGGGAAGAAGAAGAUGAAGGGCGAUUGGGUCAAGCACGGUGAUCACCACGAUGAUCAGCACGCAGAUCGCCACCCAGAUCGCCACCCAGAUCGCCACCCAGACCGCCACACCGACUUCACCAUCGACACGAACAACCCCGCUCUGAACGAGCAGAUCCUCGCAAAGUCUCGCAUGAUAUUUAAGAAACUAGACAGCAACAAAAACAGCGUUAUAGAUUUCAGCGAAUUCAGAAGGAAUGUGAGCAUAUUGUCCAAAAUGAGGAGCAUAAAUGAGAAGGUGAUGAGUUACCUAUUCGACCUCUUCGACGUAAACAAGGACCAAAAAAUUGACUACGUCGAAUUCUUGUCUCUAAAUUCGUAUGACUUCAAUUACGUUAAGCUCAUUCAGAUUCUAUUUGAUGAAGAGAGCGUAGUCGAGGGGGCUACAAUUAGCAACUAUUUGGAGAUAUAUUUUUCCGAAUUCUUAGACAACGUGGUAAACGACGUGAUGGAAGACGUGGAUGAUUACUUCUUUACGAGAAAGGAUGAGUUCGUUCAAUCCUUGGUGAAGAAUUUCUUGAAAAAUGAAACAAGCACGUGGGAUAUAAAUGGCGAUGAGAAGUUGCAGCUUGAGGAGUUCCAGGAUUUCCAACUGUCCCUUCUCAUGCAGAUCGAUCACCUCGCUAAUUUUCUCCAUUUGGACUUGAAUUUGGAUGGGCGCAUCGACCUGCCGGAGUUGCUGUUAUAUGUCACCCAGGAUGGGGAGGCGUAUAGAAAGUUGAGUGCGUACCUUGAGAGCGACGGUAGCAGCGAUGGUGGCAGCCAGCGUGAUUAUCGCAAAGGAGCUCGGGAGGCCCUGUUCAGCUACAUCCGGGAGGACCUCCACGUCGACGAGUCGCUCGUCCAGAACUUGCAGUUCAUGCUCUACUCCUUCGAUGUCAACGGUGACCUCCUCCUCGAUUUGGAGGAGUACAAGGACCAGAUGAGCACUUUCUCCGUGCUGGACUCGGCCCCAGAGGUCGUCUACUCGAGCUAG